Molecule: messenger RNA, 2320 nt
Organism: Habropoda laboriosa
Lineage: Eukaryota; Metazoa; Arthropoda; Insecta; Hymenoptera; Apidae
Gene: l(2)gd1
Product: coiled-coil and C2 domain-containing protein 1-like
Exons: 11
Biological process (GO): regulation of transcription by RNA polymerase II
Cellular component (GO): nucleus
Molecular function (GO): RNA polymerase II cis-regulatory region sequence-specific DNA binding; DNA-binding transcription repressor activity, RNA polymerase II-specific
Source: RefSeq, a predicted model, not a curated record
AUGUUUGCAAAGAAAGAAAAAUCGAAACGGCAAACACGACCUGCUGGUAGUCUAGCACAGUAUGGGAUUUUUGAAGUACCCGAAACUUUAGACGAUAUAGGUAACGAUUUCAUGAAUGAUGAUGGUGAUGAUGAUUUAGAAUCUGAAUUAGCAGCUUUAACAGCUAGUGAUAAUAAUGGUCAGAAAACUAGACGUAAAGCACCUCGUAAACCAGUUCCUAAAGAAAAUUUAGAUACAAUGAUAGCUGAAAGUAUGAAAGACAUAAAUUUUGAAGAAGAGGUGUCAGAUGGAGAAAAUAAUUUUAGAUAUUUUAUUUCCUGUUAGAGUGAACUUCAGAUGAUCACAGGUGAUGACGAUUCCUCUGAGGAAGUAUCUCCAGAAAAAGAAGAAAAUUUAGUAGCUGAAAGUACAGAAGAACCUGAACCACAAAAAGAUAAUACACCUGUAGAAAGUACAGUUAAAUCAUCCCCAGAAGCUGAAGUAACAGAACAAACUAUUUCUACAGUUGAUGUUGGUACAACUUUGCCUGAGGAACCUACUUCUGUAAAAACUAUAGAUGAAGAAGCAUUAAAAUUAUUAAAAAACAGGCAACAAGAAUAUAAAGUAGCUGCUGUAGCAUGGAAAAAAGCUGGUAAUAAACAGGAGGCUCUGCAAUGUGUAAAUAUAGCAAAGCAAUUUGAUAUAGUUAUUGCAGCAGUAAAUGCAGGAGAAGCAAUUGACUUAUCAGAUAUGCCACCUUCUCCAAAUACUCCUGGGUUAAAUACUGCUACACAACAAACUGAGAAUUCAGAAAAAAUAGAAAAUGAAAUACAGAGUCAAGCACCUGCAGAAGUAAAGCCAACAGGCCCAGUAAAUUUAGAUACUGCUUUAAAAGAGCGUCUUGAGAUAUGUAGAAGGAUAAAAGUGACUGCAGAAAGUGAAGGAAAUUCUUCUAAAGCUCGCAGAUAUGGUCGUAUUUGCAAACAAUUUGAAGAUGCUAUUAAAUUACACGCUCGUGGAAAACCUAUUGCUCUUGACGAGUUGCCUAUUCCACCUGGCUGUGAACCUCUUACAGCUACAACAAUAUCUAAUGUACCUGCUCCAACCAUAGAACAAAAUGAAAAACAACCAGAACCAACACCACAAACAGUUCCAGAACCUGAACCAUCCGAAAAUAAAGCUUCUCCGACUCCAAAAAAGCCUGUUUCUCCUCCAACUCAAAUUGAAAAGAAGCAAAAUCAGAAAAUAUCACGUGUAGAGAAACAACGGGCUUUAUUAGUGCAGCGACAACAUGAAUUAAAACAAGCUGCCCUCAAUGCAAAAAAGGACGGAGACAUAGAACUGGCACGUAAUUAUUUAAGACAAGCAAAAGGAAUUGAUCCAUUGAUUGAAGCUAGUCAAUUUGGGUUACCGGUUGAUAUGAGUUCUAUACCAUUGUCUCCACGUGUAAAAAAUGAGCUUAGUGCUGCUAGUAUAGCAGGUCUGUCAGAUGAUAGUUUUACGGUAGUGAACACCGAAGAUUGUUUAGAAGAAGCUACUGGAACGGAUGAGGAGAUUUACGAAAAUCUUGUGUUACAAUUAACGAAGCAAAUUAAGUGGUGUUUAUGUACAAGAGACCACUCGAAAGCAUUAGGGGAUGUACCUGGAUAUAAUAGAUGGGAACGACUCGCAUUGAAUUACAAACGGGAUUUAGAUAUGCUGAGAGUUCGAAAACGGGAUGCACUACCGCCGCCACAACAUCACUAUGAGAAUAAAACCUAUUCUAUAGUUCAAAGCUGUACAGAUUUAAGCGAUAGUGAUUUAGAAAUUUCAAUAAUAAGAGGAGUAAAUUAUCCGAAAGAUGCAGAUACUUAUGUCAUAUAUGAAUUUCCUUAUCCUUCAGAUAGUCCUCCAACGGAUAGAACAUCUACUGUUAAAGGAACAUGUAAUCCAGAAUAUGAAGCAGUAUUUCCAUUAACUAUAGACCGUUCGUCAAGACCAUGCCAACGAGCUUUCAAGAGACAUGCAUUAAAAUGCCAAGUUUGGUCGAAAGGAUGCUCGUUGAAUCCCAUCCUGUGUUGCACUAAUCUAAGUGGAUUCUUUAGGAGUGAUAAUCUCUUAGGUACAGUAACGGUUAAAUUACAACCCUUGGAAACACGGUGUGAACUUCACGACUCCUUUCCGUUGAUGGAUGGAAGAAAAGCAACCGGGGGAAAACUUGAAAUAAAAAUGCGAUUGAGAAAUCCGAUUCUUACGAAACAAAUAGAGCAAAUUACAGACAAAUGGUUAAUUAUUGACUAUUGAUAGGAAGCAAUGGAAUUGCAGCUUUGAAUUUAUUGUACCAGUGAUCGUACUAUUGAGG